Molecule: messenger RNA, 1338 nt
Organism: Pecten maximus
Lineage: Eukaryota; Metazoa; Mollusca; Bivalvia; Pectinida; Pectinidae
Product: DNA-directed RNA polymerase I subunit RPA49-like
Exons: 12
Coding region: 81-1301 (406 amino acids)
Biological process (GO): nucleolar large rRNA transcription by RNA polymerase I; transcription elongation by RNA polymerase I; RNA polymerase I preinitiation complex assembly
Cellular component (GO): RNA polymerase I complex
Molecular function (GO): DNA binding
Source: RefSeq, a predicted model, not a curated record
CUUCCGAAAGUUCACACGUGUGAAAAGUUUCUCGUUUACUGUAUGGUUUAUGAUAAGAAUUUACCUUUGAUGGAACAACAAUGACGGAUGUGACACUAGAUGUACCUAGUGAGAGGAAGUCGGUUUUGAUAGCAAACUUCUCAAAUGGCCAGGUAAAUAGAAAGAGAUGUGAUGACCUGUCAAUUGGCCACUUUGUGUCCUCACAGAACCGUCCUGGUGGCAAAAGGAAGAAACAGUUACUGGUAGCCGAGACAGAGCAGAUGGCAUAUGUUGGCCAGAACUUUGGAGUGUCGGCUGACAGAUCACAGAAUUUCUGCAAGUACUAUGUGGGCGUGAGAAACAAAGACACUGGAAAAAUGACAAUAUGUGAUGCUGAGAUCUUCAACAUGUUACCAAAAAUUCCAGGUGAUGACCCAGAGGAAAGUCAGAAAGAAGACCUAUCCCGUAGUUUUCUGGAAAAGAACGACUUCCUGACGGAGGCAUUUGGCAGUAAGAAGAAGCAGAAAGCCAUGGAGAAUCGUUUGAGGAACAAAUCUGCUGCUAAAUCUAUGGAGACUAUUAUGGACUCUGCUGCAAAACAAGCCCUUUCACAACAAACACACACACCGAGGCCGCAGGCUGAAGAUCAGGUCGAUGGCAUCCCUCCAUGUAACAAGGAAGCUACAUCACCAAGGGAAGUCUACAGGCUCCAUGACAUUAUCAGUCCACGUGAAAUGGAAGCAUUAACUGCCCCUGCCCAGGUGUUCUUUGAUUCUAACUACGAACAGGUCAAACAGUGGAGGGAACAGCAUACAUAUCCUGAGUACAUUACAAGUCACCUUAUGACCUUGCCGUUGUCAGAGGAAGAGCGUUGGAAGAAGUCGAAAUGUCUACUGUAUCUUCACUACCUAUUCACACUUAACAACCUCACCACGAAGGUCCUCACACAGAGAGUGCCAUUACCUGUCGAGUGGCCGGGAGUUGUAAUUGAACAGCUACUGAAUAGAUUCACUCUGAAGGUGGACUCCGGUGGCAGAUUAAAAAGGUGCAGGCCAGCUCGGUUGAAGGACAAAACAAUAUCUUAUAUUUUGGUGCUGUGUCUCAUGAUAGAUGAAUUUGAAGUGGAAGUCACAGAAUUGAUGAAGGAUUUAAAACACUCAUUAGUCAGAGUACAGAACCAUUUCCGUGCCCUAGGCUGCACUCUGACAUCCAAGAAGGCUAUAACUGAAGGGGAGCGGUCGUUUUCUGUUACAUCUGCCUCGCUGAACCUGCCUCUCACCUUCCCGGACCCAUCAGCCAGAGCAAAGAAGAAAGGAAGAUGAGGAAAAAAUUAGAACUAAUAAAUGCGUGUUAAAUGUU